Molecule: messenger RNA, 2016 nt
Organism: Vespa mandarinia (Asian giant hornet)
Lineage: Eukaryota; Metazoa; Arthropoda; Insecta; Hymenoptera; Vespidae
Gene: Rad23
Product: UV excision repair protein Rad23
Biological process (GO): proteasome-mediated ubiquitin-dependent protein catabolic process; nucleotide-excision repair
Cellular component (GO): nucleoplasm; cytosol
Molecular function (GO): damaged DNA binding; proteasome binding; ubiquitin binding
Source: RefSeq, a predicted model, not a curated record
UUAUGUAUCUUUGAGCUGCUUAAAGCAGUGCCGACUCAUCACUAAAAAGAUUUCAGCCAAAACUUCGUUUUAUUCUUGUUGAAGGAGAUUCUCGAACUUCAUUUUAUCAUUAAGUGGGAUAUUGUUUCUUUGAAAAUUCUACAAUAUGAUUAUAACUCUGAAAAAUUUACAGCAACAAACUUUUACGGUAGAAAUUGAACCAUCCGCAACGGUAAGGGAGCUUAAGAAACAUAUCGAGACUCAAGAAGGCUUCCCUACCGAACACCAAAAGUUAAUAUAUGCUGGAAAAAUAUUAAUCGAUGACAAACCCCUUACGGAGUAUAGUAUCGAUGAAAAGAAAUUUAUAGUUCUAAUGAUUACAAAACCAAAAGCUGGUAGUGGUUCGGCUGCGAGCGAAGAGCACAAUGUUGAAAGUGACAAUAAGGAAGACACAACUACCAGCUCAGCACCACCACCACCUAGUACAAACCCUAGCGGUCAAACUGUAUCUCAACCAUCGACAAAUGUGCAAGAAUCUACAGUGACAGAGCCAGCAGCUGCUGGAGGACAAGCCGAGAGUGCCUUGCUGAUGGGUGAAGAAUACAAUACAAUGGUAAACAAUAUCAUGGAUAUGGGAUACGAGAGAGAACAAGUUGAACAGGCUUUACGAGCGAGCUUCAACAAUCCAGAUAGGGCGGUUGAAUAUCUUCUGACAGGUAUACCCGCUCAACUAUUUGAGGAUCCAUUGGAGGAUCCUGCAGAAGCGCAAGAACAAAUUCAAGAUCAAGGCCAAGAUCCUUUAGCAUUCUUGCGAAUGCAACCACAGUUUCAACAAAUGCGCCAAGUUAUUCAACAAAAUCCUCAACUUUUAAAUACCGUGCUCCAGCAAAUAGGACAAACUAAUCCUGCCCUUUUACAGCACAUUUCACAGAAUCAGGAAGCAUUUAUACGUAUGCUGAAUGAGCCAGUAGAAACAACUGGUGGUACAGGCGCACGAGUUAUGCCUGUAUCUGCAGCAGCGGUAGCAUCUGCGGCCGCUCCAGGUGGUCUUUCAGGUGGUGGAUCUAGUACACGGGCGGCUGUUGAAAUGAUUCAGUUAACACCGCAAGACAGAGAGGCUAUUGAUAGGUUGACGGCGUUAGGAUUUCCAGAACAUCUAGUUGUACAAGCUUACUUUGCAUGUGAAAAAAAUGAGAAUCUUGCUGCUAACUUUUUGCUAUCUCAAAAUCUCGAUGACUGAAGUUAUACAUAUGUAUGAGUUUGAAAUAUCAAUGGACUGAGAAAGGGUGGGUAAAUUACAUCAUAACCACUUAUUUUCACAGUAAUUACGAUUGCUUUGUUUGUAAAUAUACGUACAUGUUUAGGAUAUUUUAUUCAUUAUAUACAGGAGAAUUGACAUGUAUACCAACAAGCUAAAUUUUAUGUGAUAUAUUCAUCAAUGUAUCAAAAUGGCUGGAAAUGCAACAAAUUUAAAAUUACACACACUGAUAUAAAAUUCUAUUUGUUGUGCUAUAUCCAUGAUGGAUUUCACCUAAAACACAUCAAUAUUGCAGGCUAUAAAAGAAUCAUUUGGAGCUUGUAUUAAUACAUUCAUACUUAUAGAUAACAGUCGUAUGGUAAUGAAUCUUUGCUUCUUCACCGUCUGGAGCAAAUUAAUACUAUUUUUACGUAAGAAAGUCCACGUAACAUUUGUAGUCUGUUAAUAGAAUAUACGUUUAUUUCAUUGUAUUUAUACAUUCAAAACUAAGGGUAGCUAUAGAUCGGUAAAUAACAAUAAAUAAAAGUACACCUUUUGUGCGUGCAUUUAAAUAAAUAAUUGUGCGUAUGCGCGAAAGGUCUAUACAUAUGUAUCUCCAGUUCAUUAAUGUACUUUUGUGCACUUGAUGGACUUUCUAAUGUAAAAACAAUAUAGGUGCAUUCAUAUACGGUCGGAAUUAGUGCUUGUAUAUGCGUGUACAUUCGCGUAUGUAUAAAAAGAGAAAAAAGAAAAAAAAAGAAAGAAAAAAGAAAAGAACAAAAAAAGAAAUAAAAAAAAAA